Eublepharis macularius is the source of this 732-nucleotide messenger RNA. It is a transcript of the gene SMKR1, whose product is annotated as small lysine rich protein 1. The transcript is spliced from 4 exons. The record is from RefSeq and is a predicted model, not a curated record. The coding region runs from base 291 to 503 and encodes 70 amino acids. NCBI's taxonomy places the organism in Eukaryota, Metazoa, Chordata, Lepidosauria, Squamata, Eublepharidae.
UGGCGGUCCGGCGCGCUGCUCGUUAUCCACAGCUCGCUGCGCGUGUACAGUGCACGUGAGGAUCAGGACUUGCGUGUCAUGGGAGCAGGGGGAAGCCACUCCGGUUGAAUUUGUGCGGCUGCUGAAAGUGUAGGAACCCUGGCAGAGACAGUGGAUAACCUGUCGCAUGCACGGUUUAAAAUUGAGGGGUGCGGGCUGUGCCGUCUGGGACCUUUAAAAUUUAAAUCGGCUGCCAUCCUCUGGGACUUGACGUGAUGAUCUGCAGUUUAGAUCAGUAAAAGGCCGACACUAUGGGUGGAAAAGGGAAAGGCAAAGGCAAGGGCAAGGGCAAGGGCAAAGGGAAGAAAUCGAAAAAGGCUGCUGCAGAGGUGGAUAUCCUGAGCCCGGCUGCCAUGCUCAAUGCCUACUACAUCGCCCACAAUGCUGCUGCCUGCUUGGAGUUCCGUGGGUUCCCGUGGUCUGGCUCUCUGAAGAAGAAAGGGAAGGGGAAGAAGCGGAAAUAGGAAGCCUCCAGGUUUUCAGGGAGAGUUUCAGGGCUGCUGGACUGGGGAGAAAGACUGGUGGAGACUAGUUGGGUUUCUCAGUUUGGGGGUCACUGCUGUUGCAGUCAGGAGCAAGAAGCACUCCCAGCCCCAUUCUAGAAGUAAAGCCUUGCUUUUCAGUGCCUGCCCGGGCUCUGUAGUGGUCGCCUCAUGUUUGGCACAGAGCCCGUAGGACUUGGGCUCGACCACA